Teleopsis dalmanni is the source of this 1226-nucleotide messenger RNA. Its product is annotated as lysosome-associated membrane glycoprotein 1-like. The transcript has a single exon. Bases 104 to 1060 code for a protein of 318 amino acids. The record is from RefSeq and is a predicted model, not a curated record. Gene Ontology annotation, cellular component: membrane. Lineage: Eukaryota; Metazoa; Arthropoda; Insecta; Diptera; Diopsidae.
AGCAGUAAGCAUAAAAUAAUUAGAUCUUUACAUAUUUUUAACACAUUUUACACAAACUUAAAUAUUAUUAAUAACGUGGUAAACGGAGCAUCUUUUAGUAAAGAUGGUGCCCUGUUAUUCUAAACUAAUAUUUGGUUUACUGCUAGCUAUUGGCUGCAGCUUCCUUUGCGCUGAGCAACUUGAUGCCAAUCUGACAAAUCACUAUAUUGCUCUAGCUCAAUCAAAUGCGCUGACCUCAAUUGCCAAACCGAUUCCAGUGGCUGCUGUAGAUGUGGAAAAAGAGGAUACAUCAAUGACUUCAUCAAAGACUUCGGCAUUGAUAUCUUCUAUCACAACAACUAUCGUGGUUUCAACGACUACACUUAUGCCUGCCAUCACCACAGCCACAACAACUAACGCAACUGCUAUCUCGCCAAUCUCAGAGCAUAUCAUUGGUUCAUGGAACUCCAGUUGUAUUAUGAUUAUGAUGACAGCACAGUUGACUUUCACGUACUAUACCAAGGAUAAUAGGCUCCGCAUUGCAUUAUUAAAUAUACCCACUGACGCAAAAGUUGGUAAUAGUUCAUGUGAGGGCCACCAUAAACAAAACAUAUUGAUCACUUGGGGUCCUAUUGACGCAAUAAAUACCAUGAUUCUCCAAUUUGACAUGAAAGAGCGAUCAGUGCAGAUGACAAUGGUGAGCAUCAACAUUUCAUUGAACAGUUACCGUUUCCUAGAUGCAAAGGAGAAUCAAACAAUUCAAUUGUCACACCGUGGAAUCCAUUUCAGAGCACCCAGAAAAAUGUCUUAUCAUUGCAUCUAUCCACGGGAACUGCAAUUUACUGAAUCCAAUGCUAAUGUUGAACCGGUGCAUGGGAAAAUGAUUGUUCGUAAUGUGCAAGUGCAGGCUUUUCUUCCCGCCCAUGCUGAACACUUCUCGGCUGCUCAUGAUUGUAAUAGACCGGAAACUGAUUUUGUACCACUUGCAGUAGGUUUUACAUUCACUGUUCUAAUUAUUAUUAUUCUCGUCGCAAACUCGGUUGCAAGAAGUCAUUUCGCACGCGGCUAUAUGAGUUUCUAAGAUAUAUGCAAUUUUUACAAGUAGUUUGAAAUAUGAAGAUUGGUGAAGAUCUGAACAUGAGGCGAUAUAUUUUAAAACCAGAAAAUUAAGAAGAAAAAAAAAUUACUUGAUACGAUUAACAACGUACUAGUAAUUAAUUACUAAAAAAAAUCAAUUUAUUUUAGAG